AUGAAACGUUUGGAUGAAUAUAAAAAAUCACGAAAAAUGGCCCUCAUGGCAAAUUUAAGCUCCAAUAAUAACCAGGAUCAAACGAAGACAGGGUUCAUAACAUCGGAAACCACUAAUAUGCUUGAAGGAGCGACUAGGGACUCCGCAAAACUUACUAAUCCCGUCACAGAUUGUGGUUUCGUUUCCAGCGUCAGAGACAAUGUGGGUCAGAUUGAAAACAGAAAACAGUCUUUUAAGAAUGUUCAAGAAGCUAAUAACCCAAAUGGCUUUCAAGAGCAGAUAAUUAAUGAUGGAAUUGAGGAAUUUGUUGACAAAAUUAACAUAGAUUACUACAUAACGAGCCUGCCACCGAUUGAGGGCAUAUCUUACGACAGACAACUAAACUGUUUCAAGUCUAAGGUCCCCCCUAAGUUCACUACAGCUCUAAUAGAAGACUCUUUCAGUGUAACAAGCUACGGUUUGAAAAACGCAUGGCUAAAGGCUAUUGGCUGCCUCUACACGAACAUAGCCUUCAUAAUUUUCGACUACCCUCAGAUCGUCAGCAAGCUCAGAUUCAGCAGAUAUCUCAACAGCGCUUUAAGCAAGGAUAUCUUAAAUGGCGUCCUUGGAAAUGAUGAUUCGGCCACUGGCUCCACUAUUAAUGGAAGUCUCGUGACAGAUAUUACCAAUGGCAACUUCGGCCGAGGUCAGAGUGGCCAAAGCAAUGCCAGUUUAUCUGAUUUACCAAGUAGUGUUGAGGAGGUGUUUGAGGCUUUACACAGCUCAAACAAUAUGUCCACAGAAGCAACCAAUACAAACGGCAGGAAGGAUAAGGAUGAUUAUUCGGAUUACAAUCCGGCAUAUGACCCACUGUUGCGUUCAUCUAGGGGCAGGCGACUGAAACUUCCCGAGGAAGAGGACCCCAAGAAGAUAGCGGAAUCAUUAAAACCGUGGCAUAAACAUAUUUUCUGGAUCCCUAGCAUUUGCAGAUGGAGGACUCUCUACUACGACGCCAAUAGCGUCAAGCACUCGAAAACCUUUACGCCUGCCUUCUUUGGGGGCGUAAAGGAGGCUUAUUACGCAGCUCUUGAGUUUAGAAACAUGAUUGACAACAUGGAUAAGUUAACUCAGUCCAAGAUAAGGCGUAAAUGGGUGCAGUCAUCUCUCCCACUAGGACUGACGUCGAUGGGUGCUGAUGAGAACGGCGGCUCAGUUGUCAUCAAGUGCGGCAAUUGCGGAAACAGCUGCGGCUGCGUCUCUGGAAAUUCUGGCACAAAUGGAGUGUCACACAGUUCCAAGGCCGUGGAAUCGGGAUUAGAUGGUUUUAGUAUUGGGAAUCAUUCUGAUGUUGCCUCUACAUUAACCAGGUCCAGCUCCAAUACCACCCACUUAAAUGGGAAACCUGAGCCUAAGGGAGGCUUCAAACUUGAUGUUAAGGGCAUCAGUGAGUUCAACAAGUUCGUUGGGUGUGGUCAGAUGGUCGUCGAUAAUUUGGCAAAGUAUCUUGCACACAAAAGACUGCACGGGGCCGAUGAUGAGAAAAAUGACCAUCGGGAAGAUGAAACUAACAAUUCGGUAGACAGCGGUCCCUCCGUGAAUGGGCACUUGGCAUCUGAAGAUAAAAAACCGGCCAGGGGCAACAGAGCAGGCAGAAGGGGCCGACCUUACAAGAAAAGUCGACAGGCGAGCAGGAUCAGAACCACCGAUGACAGUAAAUUUGAAGGGCUUAAAAGGCUGGAAAAUAAGUUUCACGAUGAUGCAAAAGUCGACUAUGAUGUAAACUUUUUAUCAGGCUUGGAUAAACAGGGACUUUACAUUCCGAUCCCUCUAGAUUGGAAAGACACUUAA
This is a messenger RNA of Theileria orientalis strain Shintoku, 1827 nucleotides long. RefSeq lists its product as hypothetical. The coding region runs from base 1 to 1827 and encodes 608 amino acids. Lineage: Eukaryota; Apicomplexa; Aconoidasida; Piroplasmida; Theileriidae. The transcript has 2 exons. The record is from RefSeq and is a predicted model, not a curated record. Gene Ontology annotation, molecular function: DNA-binding transcription factor activity. Gene Ontology annotation, biological process: regulation of DNA-templated transcription.